This is a messenger RNA of Cyclocybe aegerita, 2571 nucleotides long. Lineage: Eukaryota; Fungi; Basidiomycota; Agaricomycetes; Agaricales; Hemipholiotaceae. The record is from the annotation of a GenBank genome assembly.
AUGUCUGGGAUAACAAAACCUCCCGCGCCGUCACUCAUCCGCAAGGACGCCUCUGUCGGCCCAGCACCAGCACUGGUGCCCAAGCUGAAGCACAAGAACGGACCCUUGCCUAAACUGGACCCCAGCGACUCGCUCCACCGCGCCUUAGAUUUGAUGCGUACGCCGUCAAGUCCGCGACCGGACAUCCAGGACUUCCGGUGGGAGGCGAGUGUUGAUAUUGAGCCUGGAAGCGAGGAGCUUGCUGCUGGCGGAAGGCUGUUGGCGGAGGGGGAAAGUGCGACUAUCGAAGCUGCGAGCAGGAAUUUUGUUUUUGCUCAUUUCAUGGUUGGGAAUACAUAUCCGUAUACCGUUGACAAUUGGUUCGACGAUAUCAAGCUCGCAUCAUCUCAAGAUAUCGAUGGCUUUGUGCUCAACGUUGGUCGAGAGGACUGGCAAAUCCAACGUUGCGCAGACUGCUUUAAAGCAGCUGAUCGACUUCCUGAAUACAUCAACUUCAAGCUGUUCUUCAGCUUCGACAUGACAUCUGUACCAGGAGACUCUCCAGGCGACAUCCAGCUCUUCCGCAGUUACCUCUCCGCCCAUGCAAACAGCGCAAGAAUGUUCCACCACCCGCGUACCGGAGGCAUCGUAGUGUCUACUUUUUCCGGAGAGAACAGCACCUUCGGACAGGGGAGCAUGGAGGGCGGCUGGGCGUAUGUGAAGAGCGAACUGAACAAGAUUAGUCCCAUUUACUUAAUACCAUCCUUUUUCAUCAAUCCGGCACGAUACCCCACCAUCUCCGCAAUGGAUGGUGCCUUCAAUUGGAACGGCGGAUGGCCCAUUCAGCUGCAUGCUGGAAUGUCCGAUUCAGAGAUCAAGAAUGUGAAGCUCGAUUCGGAUAACAUCCACCUCCAGAAUCUGACAGACGGACGCACGUUUAUGGGCGCUAUUUCACCUUGGUUCUUUACCCACUACGGCCCAGAGACUUGGAACAAAAAUUGGAUUUACCGUGGCGACGAUUGGUUGUUCAUUAAACGCUGGGAGCAGCUGAUAUCUAUGCGAGACCGCAUCGACAUCGCUCAGAUCAUCUCAUGGAAUGAUUAUGGCGAGUCUCAUUACAUUGGUCCUAUCAAGGGCGCCCAACCAAAUUCGCAAGCCUGGGUCGAUGGCUACCCCCAUCUUGCGUGGCUUCAUCUCAACCGCUAUUUUGCCAAAACCUUUAAAACGGGUGUAUAUCCUGCCGUGACGAAAGACCAGAUCUUCAUGUGGGCAAGGCCACACCCCAAAGAAGCGUCGUCUAGGGACCCCGUCCCUCGGCCAAACAAUUGGCAGUUGACUGAAGACAGGGCAUGGGUAGUCGUAUUCGCCACCAAAGCUGCUACAAUCCACACGCACACAAAUGCUGAUGGCACGAACAAGACAGUGUAUCAGGUCAAGGCUGGGGCCAGUAAGCUCUCGUUCCCUCUCAAGCCUGACGAAGGGAUGAAGGUGGUCAUGCUUCGUGAUGGAAAGACGGUGGCCGUUUGUAAUCCCGUUGGCUUCAGAAUUUUAAACGCGAAUGCGGCGUGUCCUGUCUCUUGUGCUCUAACAUUCACGUCCACAGUAGUUGACUUCACCUCUUCGAAUUUGUUUGGUCCAUUUCUACUAGACGGAAUUAUGGAGGGAUCCAGAUCAGAACAAACUUCAGCUGUAUCACAAACAUCCAAGCUCAAGAGACACUCCGUUUAUUACCUCGACCAUAUCAUCUUUGCCGUGGAAGACACGCUAUUCAGGGUACCAAGAGUCGGCUUUGAAGGACGUAGCGGAACCCCUUUCGAAGCGUUUGCAAGCCUCCAAAAGUUCAACAGUUCGGCAGAAGGUUAUGACGACGAUCAUCCAGUCUACCUUCACGGUGUCAAGACCGAAGAUUUCGCUAAUCUCCUAGGAGUAAUGUACCCCAACCUGUCAAUCGGGUCACUUUCUGUCGGGAAGCGCGUGUUAACACCAUCCGUUCUGAAAAACAGGCAUCACGCAUCUAGUCCCCACGAUCAGUCUCAAACACUCGGAAAGAAGAGUAAGAAUCAUCGGGCCAAUGCAAUUCCUCAUGUCCCCGAGAAACAUCGCUGGCUGAGUGUCCUUCAUCUCUCCACUCUUUGGGCCUUCGACGACCUCCGGAAACAAGUAAUCUCCCAGCUCUCUAAAGCUGAUCUUGGACGAAAAGAAUUGAUCGACUUAGCCAAAAUGUACAACGUCCCUCAAUGGCUAGUCCAAGGCUACUGCAUGAUUAUCUCACAAGCAAGUCCCCUGGAUAGAACCGGAGAUCUCGAAGACCUGGAUUGGGAAACUAUGGGAAAACUUUUCAUGAUUCGUGAACGCUACCCACCGAAUGAACGCCUGUCAGCUUUGCUCGACAUAGUCACAAGCUCUCUUUCUAGUCCGUACAAUGCAUAUGGACGAAACACUCUGAAAGAACAGGUUAUGAGCAGCUUCAACCAGAACUUUUCGGCUAACCAUGCGGUUGAUAGAGACCAGGUCGUCCCAUCACAAGCAGUCAACCUGGAGAAGAUAGUCGAAGAACAAUUUGCAAGGGAGCUGGCUGAUUUAAAGUAUUAA